GCAGAGGAUAAGAGGCCUCACAAAACAUUAAGCAAUCCCUGCCAUCGUAAAGAACGCAGCAUGGCCUUGUUGUACCAUCUCCUCCUCCUCUCCGUCCUGCUCCCAUUUUGUACCGCUGCCACCGACUCCAUCGGCCAGUACUGUGCCAAUAGCUUCAACGGCAGCAAAAUCCAGGCCAACAUCGACCACGUCCUAUCUAAUCUCGUCGCAAAGGCUUCGGUCGGUGGCUUUGCGACGUCAUACUCUGGUGAAGGAAGCGAUAUAAUUUACGGCCUUGCGCAGUGCAGGGGAGAUGUUAGCUCCGAUGACUGCUCGACGUGCCUCACGGCUGCGGCAAAGAAGCUCCCAACGGUCUGCCCAGGCCAAGCCGAUGCGAGGAUUUGGUACGACUACUGCUUCAUGCGCUACGACAACGAGAACUUCAUCGGGAAGGCCGAUACCGGGUAUGCGAUAAUUUAUAUUAACGUCCAGAAUGCCACAGAUCCCGAGGCUUUCGACAAGGAGGAGGAGAGCCUGAUGAAUAAGCUGAAGGCGGAGGCGGUGGCGCCGGGAAGCAAGGGAUUCGCAACCGGGAAGACGGAGUUCACUCCAUAUGUGACCAUCUACGGGCUGGAGCAGUGCACAAAGGAUCUCCAGCCACUGAUGUGCGCCCAGUGCUUGUCGUCGGCGCUGGCCAAAUUCCCCGACUACUGCCGGUUCCGGCGGGGGUGCCAGGUGCUUUAUAGCAGCUGUAUUGUGCGCUACGAGAUUUAUCCCUUCUUUUUCCCUCUCGACUCGCGCCCGACUACUGAAGUUGGCCAGUACUCCAAGGCCAUCUUGUUUCCGUAACGUGGAGCGUUUCAACACGUGCCUCUGUAGUCAAAAUAUAUGAAGAUAUAAUGCAUGCCGAUCUUGUUGACUUGGCAGAAAUAAAGAGCUUGUGAUAGGAUUUUCACGAGUCAAACACUGGUAUUAAUUGGUA
This is a messenger RNA of Phoenix dactylifera (date palm), 961 nucleotides long. Its product is annotated as cysteine-rich repeat secretory protein 55-like. Lineage: Eukaryota; Viridiplantae; Streptophyta; Magnoliopsida; Arecales; Arecaceae. The record is from RefSeq and is a predicted model, not a curated record.